UUCCCAUAAAGCUAUGUUCUUUCCCCAACCGGCUGCUCCUCUACUAUAAAUGUUGGAGUAGAUGGAGAAUGAUCACACUCCAGAGAGAACAGGCUCAACUGAGACUUUCACACACUGAUACACAGAAAACACACACUCUUCAGAAUGGCUGCUCCUCGUCUCGCUCUGUGUGUGUGUGUGCUGAUGCUGGCUGUCUUCACUCUGACUGAAGGUAUGCGUGGUACUGGCCCAAGGAGAUGCUGCUUUAAAUUCAAUGAGAAAGAGGUUCCCAGAGGCCGCGUGAUCGGCUACGUCAAGACCAGCCAGCGCUGCCCCAAUCCUGCCAUCCUGUUAAAGACAGUGGCAGGACAAAGUCUGCUGUGUGUCCGUCCUUCAGCCCGCUGGGUGAAGAAUCUCAUCAGCUACCUGGACACCAAAUCCAUCCCAGGAGCGGGGACCAACCUGUAAACGUGGCAACAUCUUAUCCACUAUCAGAACCUCCUGUGAUGUGAUGCUGCAUCUCAAACUACACCUGUGAAAGCUGCAUCUACUACAGAUAUGGUCCUAUGCCCUGUCAGGUCUGCAGUACUUCUUGUUGCCAAAUAUUAUUAUUUUUGUAACAUGGACCAUUUGCUGGAAUGAGACACAUUUACACUCAUAUUUUUACAUUUCAGAUUUUUAAUUUAAUGUUUGUGGAACUAUUUGUAUAUGUUUGAUUGGUACAACACCCACAUAACCGUCACCACUGUGAACUACUGAUGCAUUGUAAUUGGAACUGACUUACCAAAACGUUCUUCACUGUAAACAUAUAUAAGCUACAGUAUGUGUAACUCCACUGUUUCUGCAAGGAACCAUUGUGUUCUUUUUACUUGUUUUUGAUAUAAAAUAAAGCGCACUUUUUAUUUUG
Eleginops maclovinus (Patagonian blennie) is the source of this 886-nucleotide messenger RNA. Its product is annotated as monocyte chemotactic protein 1B-like. Gene Ontology annotation, molecular function: chemokine activity. Bases 145 to 447 code for a protein of 100 amino acids. Gene Ontology annotation, biological process: immune response. NCBI's taxonomy places the organism in Eukaryota, Metazoa, Chordata, Actinopteri, Perciformes, Eleginopidae. The record is from RefSeq and is a predicted model, not a curated record. Gene Ontology annotation, cellular component: extracellular region. The transcript has 3 exons.